AUGGGACUGAAGUGCGGGAUGAGGACCACCAAGUGCCAGCUGCUGGUGACCAGCCUCUGUGUCAUGCUGCUGGGGUUGUCCAUUGCCACGCUGAGCACAGUCACCCACUACGGGCUCCAUUUCACCCUCAUGAGUGACAUUUCCCUGGACAAUAACUCCUACAGGGUCAUCCACCAUGCAGUUUUCUACUUUGGGAUCUGCCUCAGCAUGACCCUGAUCCUUGCAGCCCUGCUGAGCUCUGCCGCCACGGUGCGGGAAUCGCAGUGUCUCACCGCCAUGGGGUUUUUCUGUUUUGCUCUGGCCUUCAGUGGAUUGCUCCCAGCUGCCUGCUGGAGGUACACACACAGCACAGAGGUGGAAGACAGCAUGAUGGAUGUGUACGAUCUUGUGUACGAGGAGGUGAGGAGGAACACCUCCAGCAUCAGGAGGUACGAGCUGACUGCCAUCCAUGAAGCAUUCCUGUGCUGUGGGAAGCACUCUCCAUUUGGGGACACGGCCAAUGUUGAGAGCAAGACGUGUCCAUCAGGCCCGGUGCACGAUGUGGGACAGGACUGUCUGCAAGAGAUCCAGGACUUCCUGAAGAAGCACCUGGACUUUGUUUCCACACUCCUGGGCAUCACCAUCGGCUUCACGAUUUAUGGGAUGAUCCUGACUUCAUUCCUCUGGUUCUCCAUCCACUUCAGCAGCAACCUGGACCGUAAAGGCAAAUACAUCCUGCGAGAGAGGUAGAAACCCACUGCCCAGGCAUCCCUAUCAGGUAGAGCCAGCUCUUGGUGCAGGAAGGUGUCUGAAAUCACCCACAAAUCUCCCAGGAAGGGUUUGUGUGGGGUCAGGUGGUGGGAUGUGUAUCACACAUUUUCCCUGCCAGCUGUUGUGCAUUUCCAAGCUGGUCAGAAUGGGUUAUGCCCUGAGGAGGAGCAGUCCCACACCUUC
Messenger RNA from Apus apus (common swift), 933 nucleotides. RefSeq names its product tetraspanin 32 (gene TSPAN32). Lineage: Eukaryota; Metazoa; Chordata; Aves; Apodiformes; Apodidae. The transcript is spliced from 8 exons. Gene Ontology annotation, cellular component: membrane. The coding region runs from base 1 to 729 and encodes 242 amino acids. The record is from RefSeq and is a predicted model, not a curated record.